Molecule: messenger RNA, 4045 nt
Organism: Hermetia illucens (black soldier fly)
Lineage: Eukaryota; Metazoa; Arthropoda; Insecta; Diptera; Stratiomyidae
Gene: CoRest
Product: REST corepressor 2
Exons: 10
Coding region: 696-2303 (535 amino acids)
Biological process (GO): regulation of transcription by RNA polymerase II; negative regulation of DNA-templated transcription
Cellular component (GO): histone deacetylase complex; transcription regulator complex
Molecular function (GO): transcription corepressor activity
Source: RefSeq, a predicted model, not a curated record
UAGUUCGUGGAAGGGGAAUAUUCAAUUUUUAUGGCACGAGUGCAACUCUGCCAUAAUUACGAAUCGGUGUCCGCUCCGCUGUCAAAUUUCGCUUGUGGCGUUCGCCUAGUUUCCGUGGUGCAUCAAAGGAUUUUUCAAAGACGGGAUUUCGUGAAUCACGAGACGAGAGCAUCUUGCCCGCAUCUAGUAUUUGGCGUUUCCCUGACUGGUGGCUUGCGAGGCGGAAUCUGGCGGCGUCUGAGCUACAUGGCGUGGUCGCAUAAGUGGGAGUGAGUGAAGUACGGUCGUCGCAGAAGUGUAACAGUGAGAUUGGUGUUUUACUGGCUUUGCUGAGAGUGUUGAGUCCUAUCAGGCUAAAUAAUUUGUCGAGUUAUUUUCGGAGCGUGGCGCGGGGCAAUCUGAUAGGGCACGGCGGGAUUUUGGAGAAGUUGGUGUGUUUGAUCCAGCCGAGUAUCAUCGCUUGCUUGACGUGUAAGCAGCGCCAAAGUAUGGUCGUCGUGAAGUGUAGGCGAGGCACAGUUGACUGAAGCUAUGAAUUGAAAGUUGGCGGUGGUGUGCUGCAGUUGGGUUUUGCGAGUUCGCAUUUUAAUUCUUUUGUUUCGUUAGAAACUGUGUUGCUAGUUUACUGAGAUAGUGGAAUAAAUCAGAGACAUUGCCGUUAAAAUAGAAUCUGGUAAAGAUUGAAACAGAUUAGUAUGGUUUUGGCCGAAAGGAAUCCGGAAAUAAUGCGGAACGGUCGUAGGUCACGGGGACCAAGUCCCAACGGUCACGGAGGCACCCCUGAUUCCAGCUCCGAGGACGAUAGUUCAAUCAAGAAAAACGGGUCAAAAUCGAAGAAGCAAAGCGAGUACGAAGAGAAAAUUCGCGUCGGAAGAGACUACCAAGCCGUUUGCCCAGAGUUGAUCCCGCCUCCCGAGAGGAAGAUCGAAAAUUUGAACGACAGAGCUCUUUUGGUCUGGUCACCAACCAAGGACAUUCCGGAUAACAAACUGGAGGAGUACAUUUCAGUGGCGAAGGAGAAGUACGGCUACAAUGGCGAGCAAGCCUUGGGGAUGCUGUUCUGGCACAAGCACGACCUGGAGCGCGCCGUCAUGGAUCUGGCCAACUUCACGCCCUUCCCGGACGAGUGGACGGUGGAGGACAAAGUGCUAUUCGAGCAGGCAUUCCAGUUCCACGGCAAAAGUUUCCACCGCAUCCGACAAAUGCUGCCCGACAAAUCAAUCGCCAGUUUGGUGAAAUAUUACUACUCCUGGAAGAAGACCCGCCACCGACAGAGCGUAAUGGACAGACAGGAGAAGGCUAAGGCAAAGGACGGGUCGGAGAAUGGCAGUGAAAAUGGAAGUAACGAAGAAUCAGAUGGUGAAGAAAAGGAUCCCUCGCUGGUUGCUUCUCAAGACUUGAAAUUGAACAGUGAAAUUGGCGGAGCAAAUAACAAAAGUAAAACGCUUAAUGUAUCGGCAACGAGUAGAAGGCAACCAACGCUGCAACAAUCGGGUGUCGCUAGUACUGCAACCAACUCGAACACACAGGCAACUUCCUCAACGGCAGGUUGUUGUAGUGGGUGCGGUGUUCCUUGCAAUAUGGUAAAUAAUACGCCACACGGGAGACUAUGUAAUAGUUGCUUUCACCACUGGAGGCGAACAGGAACUAAACGGCCAACAACGGGACCGUAUUUUGGUAAACGGUUUCGCGAUCGAAAUGCUGAGCGCUAUAAACGGAAACCGCCACGUGGCAUGCAUAUAAAUCAUGACGAUAUCGUUGCUCUAGCGGGUUCAAGUAACAAUCAAGAUGAACUUCUGUCUAAUAUGGAUAGGGAAAUUGUUGCGUUACUAAGUCAAGUUCAGCAAAAUAAACAGGUUGUAAGCUCUUUGAAACGGAAAAACUCGGACAGUAUAGAAGAGCUACGCCCACAAGAAAAUGCUAGCAAAAUAAACCCGCGCUGGAGCAACGAUGAGUUACUUUUAGCUGUUCAAGGUGUAAAGAAAUUUGGAAAAGAUUUUCAGGCGAUUGCCGAAAUCAUUGGUACCAAAACUGAAGCACAAGUUAGGACGUUCUUUGUCAAUUACCGUAGACGGUACAAUUUAGAUAGCGUACUUAAAGAAUAUGAAGCUGAAAAGGAUCUACAACAGAAGGCAGCGCAAAAUUCAAACUCUAAUAAUGAUGCAGCGAAUUUAUCUUCGAAUCGAUUGCAAGCUGAAGGCGUUAUAAUGGAGAUCGAUCUGGACAGCGACGCUACUGAAAUUUCCAACAAAAAAAUUUUGGAAGUGGACACACUGGACACAGCAAAAGCAGUGGAUAAAUAAAACCAUUAACAAAUAGCAUCGAGUGUUAUAAGAACUUUUUGCGAAGACUUAGGAAUGAACUAAUUUUACAUUUAAUCAUAGACGAUACAUACUUUUAUCGCAUAUAUUUACUUUAUUUACAACGUUCAUUUCCUUCAAAAUAGUUAUAUAAAACCAAUUCUUGCAUUUUAUUAAUGUUGUUCAUUGUAUGAAAGGAAACUUAAAAACAUUACCUUUUCUCAUAUUUUGAUUGUUACAAAGAAUGCAAUUGCAGAGCGUAUAUCAAGCGCGGUAUUUUCAUUUGCUUAAUAUUAUAAAUUCGAAACUCUGAAGUGAAUACUUUGGACCGCUUUCAACAUCAAUUCCACAAUUCGGCAAUUUAUAAAGGAAUAGCGGUUCAUAUAAACUGAUCUCCAUGACUGAAAGAUGUCUCAAAAUUUAGUUACAACACGAACGCACUUAGAAUUUGUUUAUUGGCAAGCUAGUGUUUGUCGCACCCAACAAUUUUAUGUAAAUGUAGCAGAUUUGAAAUCAACUGCGAAUCAAAUUAAACACACGAAGAAGCGAGAAAAAAUCAACUUUGUUUGUAAUCAUUCUUUGAUAAUUAAGUUUUAUUUUGAUAAACGUUUGAAGUAUGGAGUUGGCCGUGCAUAAAACUAUUACAAAUAGAAUUAAAAUAAUUUGCGUUUAUUGUAGACUAAGCGCUGUUGAAUGCCAUGCUUGUGUUGCCUUUAGUGAAUCCCCAAUUUAUUACGCAUGAGGAUAUUGUGCCGAAAAGUAGUAUCUUUUGUAGUUGAAUUUGUAUUGCUUAGAAAAUGUAAGUAAUUGAGAGAUUAGAACGAUUGCAGAAAGCUGGAGCAAUUCAAACACGAUUGCCUUCACUUCCCUGCUUGACCGAGAUUGUGAAUUCACGAGAACAGAUUGUGCAGGACAAGGUCUAGACUUACCAAAGAGAACAGAAGCUCCCCGUUUUAUUUUACCGGCCUUGUAAUAUAUUUGGCGAAAGAUUCGUGAUUUUAUGUGAAAUCCAAUCGGUGUUUUACACGUACCCCCUUCCGAUAGUUCUACUUUAACUUAUUCCGUCCGGCUCGUUUAUGCGGAAUUACUGGUUUCCCCAGUGGUACUGCUUUUAUGAUUGGCUUGACUUUAAGAAACCAUGCGCAACAGUUAAGUCUAUACUGAGUGCUAGUUUUAUAGUAAUCCCCGCUGAUGGGAAACGGUAAAAAUAGAAAAAGGCUUAAUGCAACUGUUUCACCAGCUGAUAUUGAAGUAAUCUUUUGUACCAUUGUUGUCUCAGCCAGACGGAAUGCGUUAAACUUGACAAUCGUGUACAACUAAAUUCGUUGAGAAAGUACGUUGGCAUGCGGAAUUGAACAUUAAUCAAACUUUGAAGUGUUCUUGUAACUAAUCGUAUAUUUCACGUUUAUACAUAUUUGCUACAAAUUCAAUAUGGAAAUCGUAAAAAGUGUUUCUAGUUUUUUAUGCAUUGUAAAGAAAAACGGUUGAAUUGCAUGGCGUUAAAAGAGAAAAGCAACCAACACUGAAUGUAACAAUAAGUUCUUUGAAUCGCGCUUUGAAUUCUAAUAUUUAUGUGUAAUUUAUAUGAAUUAUGUUAGUAUUUAUUUUGAUCCAAUGUUUUCACAACAUUUGUCGCCAAUUAGUUGUAGUUACAUGUUUAAUUAAGUUUUCUUACUUCUUUUGAAAUAAUGUAUAUUUACCUUCUUACAUUCUCGAUAAUAUAGUAUGGUUAAAUUGUAUGUAAA